This is a messenger RNA of Saccostrea echinata, 1687 nucleotides long. RefSeq names its product zinc finger protein 233-like. The record is from RefSeq and is a predicted model, not a curated record. Bases 710 to 1336 code for a protein of 208 amino acids. The transcript is spliced from 3 exons. Gene Ontology annotation, biological process: regulation of transcription by RNA polymerase II. Gene Ontology annotation, molecular function: DNA-binding transcription activator activity, RNA polymerase II-specific; RNA polymerase II cis-regulatory region sequence-specific DNA binding. NCBI's taxonomy places the organism in Eukaryota, Metazoa, Mollusca, Bivalvia, Ostreida, Ostreidae. Gene Ontology annotation, cellular component: nucleus.
GGACUAGACAUGUACAUGUAUAUAAGGUUAGACCCAAGUUGCCAAAUACUAUAGAAAAUCUUGAAAAUACUGGAAUUUCUUUAAUGUCCCUUUGGGAAUUUUCACUCAUAUUGAUAUGCCACCACUUGCUGUGGAGGGCAGCAAAUUUAGACCUGGACUAUGGGCCUUUGAGCAUUGUUGAGCAGUGAGGGAACUUUUUCUUGCCAGCACUUACAGUUACUGUGACACAGGAUUUCGGCUCGUAGAGUCUCAUCUGAAGAACCAGACUCCAUUUCCUGCAGUGGGAAUAUUGAACCUGCAACAUAAAGAUCAACUCCUUUCUCUGCACUCUAGAGCGAACACAGUCUUGCCACUGUGCCACACAGGCAGAUUUAGAAAGGGAACAGGAAUUUCUGAAUUCAUACUCUGUAAAAGAUGGAGAAGGAAAGCAACAGCAGAGAAUUUUGAAGAGGAGAAGGCAAUCUUUUCAACCAGAUCACAUAUUCAAAGCCAUGCCGAAAAGUUAAUCAACCAAAUUCCUAAUGACAACCAAACGAAGAAUUUAGAAAAGCUCAGGAAUACACGUGUAACUGAGAAGUCCCAUGAAUGUUACAUUUGCUUGAAUAAGUCAGCUCCUUUGAAUCACUUACAAAGACACAUAGAUGUGAUAAACCUUAUAAAUGUGAUAGAUGUGAGGAUGCAAUUAAGCAUUCAAGUAACUUAGAUAGACAUGGAAACCUAUAAAGGUGGCAAUACUUAUCUAUGUGAUGUGUGUGGGAAGGAAUUCACUAGAAUAGGUAACUUAGAAAUACACACAAGGAUUCAUACUGGUGAUAAACCUUAUAAAUGUGAGAUGUGUUGGAAGGCAUUCUCUACAACAGGUCAGCUACAGGCCCACAGUAGGACACAUACAGGUGAUAAACCUUAUAAAUGUGAUACCUGUGGGAAAGCAUUUAAGCAUUUAAGUCACGUACAGACACACAUGCGGACACAUACAGGAGGUAAACCUUAUAAAUGUGGUGUUUGUGGAAAGGCAUUCAACCGUUCAGGGCACUUAAAGAGUCAUAGGAGGAUACAUACCGGGGAUAAACCCCAUAUAUGUGAUAUAUGUGGAAAUUCUUUCACCCAAUCAGGUUCCUUACAGGGUCACAUGAGGAUACAUACAGGUGAUAAACCUUUUAAAUGUGAAGUUUGUGGAAAGGCAUUCAGCCGCUCAAGUACCUUAUACACACAUAUUCAGAUCCAUACCGGUGAUAAACUUUUUACAUGUGAUGUAUGUGGAAAGGCUUUCAGGCAGUCCGGUACCAAACAGAGACAUAUGAAGACACACACAAAGCCAUAUGAAACACACAGGUGAUAAACCCAGCUGAUAAACCUCAUAAAAUAUAAAAAUGUGAAAAACCAUAUAAAGCAUACAGGUGGUAAACAGUAUAAAUGUGAUCCAAGUCAGAAAAUGCUCAGUGGGAAAAAAGGAUUUUAAGAACUUUUCAAGUUUAAGGUGGCUUGCUAAUUCAGAGACAAUGUAGCACAUAUCUAUGUAAAGUUCUAUACAUAAAUGUGAAAUGUGGUGGAAAAUAUUCAGUAAAUCAAAGCAUAUACAUGUACCUAGAUAUUGAUACUUAUGAAGAGAGACAGAUAAAAAACUUCAAAAUGUAAUAUAAUGAUAAAAUAACAAAACACAUACCAUGAUUAUAGUUUGAAUAAUCAA